AUGGAAUCUUUAUCGGUAUCGGUCGUGCCUGCGCCACAACAACAGCAAUCGCUAUCGCCAUCUAUCCAAGUAUCAACUCCUGUUCCUACGAAGCGCAAGAUAGUGGGCGAAAACGUGUUUGUCGAAUCAUGUGUCAGAGAAUGGCAAGGUUCUCGUAUCAAAGCAUGGGAAGGCCGUUACCUCAAUCCUGAAGGUUAUUAUUAUCGUUUUGUGGUUCCUGGCGAAGGUCAGCAAAAUGGCGGCUGGUCCAAGCACGAGCAUGGGCUGUUUAUGGCACGAUACAAUGAGUGGAUGUCGAAAGGCUGGAAAAUUGGUGCAUCAUGGGGGUUAUUCAGCAAAGGAAUUCCACAUCGCGUUGGCUAUCAAUGUAUGAACUACUACCGCAAACUCGUCAGCGAAAACAAGAUCAAGGACGAUUCGUAUGCCAUGGUGGGCGGUAAAUUGAAACAGAUCCACAAGGAACGUGCCCCAGCAGGAGAGAUUCCGACGACAGAGUUGGGCUCAGAGUGGCAGGAUGAAGAAGUAAAACAUGUCGAACAGGAUGUGGAUCGAUGGCUCAAAGAAUAUCACCGUCGUAGUGGAGUGUAA
Zychaea mexicana is the source of this 588-nucleotide messenger RNA. RefSeq lists its product as uncharacterized. The record is from RefSeq and is a predicted model, not a curated record. Lineage: Eukaryota; Fungi; Mucoromycota; Mucoromycetes; Mucorales; Lichtheimiaceae. The coding region runs from base 1 to 588 and encodes 195 amino acids. The transcript has 2 exons.